Messenger RNA from Acipenser ruthenus (sterlet), 2524 nucleotides. Its product is annotated as hypoxia-inducible factor 1-alpha-like. Gene Ontology annotation, biological process: cellular response to hypoxia; regulation of transcription by RNA polymerase II. Gene Ontology annotation, molecular function: protein dimerization activity; DNA-binding transcription factor activity, RNA polymerase II-specific; RNA polymerase II transcription regulatory region sequence-specific DNA binding. The transcript is spliced from 3 exons. The record is from RefSeq and is a predicted model, not a curated record. Bases 1452 to 1958 code for a protein of 168 amino acids. NCBI's taxonomy places the organism in Eukaryota, Metazoa, Chordata, Actinopteri, Acipenseriformes, Acipenseridae.
GUGUUUGUUUUUCGUCACCCCUUUAAACCUUAAUUAAUAGUUUAAAUGUACUAGUUGUGACGGGGCAUAUGUCCUGCGCACUGACUUCGAUGCGGGGGAGGGCACGCUCCAUCUGGGAUCGCCAUCAGCUGAAUGGAGUUAGCUGGUGGGCGGGUCUCAGCGGAGCGUGUCUGUUUAAAAAGAGCAGCUCGGCAGCGUGCGUGCAACCUGGAGUCGGCAUCCGUUAGGGCCGUGCUCUGCUCAUUCUGUUUUUGUUUUAUUGUUUGUUUAUUUAUUUUUGUAUUUUAACGUCCUUUACUCUGUGUCUUCCAUCGUGGUUCUCUGCUGCCUCCCUGCUACUCUCCAGCGCGGUAGGAAAAUGAAUCCUUUACAUAGUUUAAUUAUUUAAAUCACAGGAGAAAACAAACGCACAAUGCAUUCGGCAAUUAGACUGAAGCAGACGGAACGAAAUGCAGGUUCAAAUAGAUUUUCAAUUUUAUGUGUUGGAAAACAUGGAUCGAGAAUUGAUUAGCAGUUUGCUACGCAUGUGAACUGGCAGAGCUAUACUGGUUUUCUUUUCUGAAAAGAGACUAAUAUUGCAGAUAGCAGACUUUGGUUCAAAUUGCAUAUACUGCUAACAAUUGAUAAGAGACCUUGCAUCUACAAGCUUCUUGUCCAACAUUGACUGCAAGCUAGCAAGAUAACAAUGCUGUGGACCAGAAGGGGCCAGGCUCUAAGACUUUUGGGAAUACAAAGCAUAAAGGAGCUAAAAGGCUCCCAGGGACUGCCGUUGGACCCAAAGGUUCACAGGGAGAAUAAGAGAUAAUGCCACUGGACUCAAAGGGUCUCAGGCAAAACGGAGAGAUAGGAACAAGGAAGAUGACAAAAACCAGAUGUAUGGACCUUUUUGGGGCACCAGGGGUCUGAAGAAUGCACUGAGUUCAGAGGUCGUCACACUAGACUACACACACAGACACACACACACCACACACACACACUCACACUAAAUGAAAUAUAUGGUAACAGGAUAAUGUGUUGUACCUUUUCUAUUGGUUAAGUGUUAGAGAAAGAGGAGGUGGACCAUCUAUACAGAAGGGUAUUUAAUGUCAUGCAACAAUUGUAAGAACGAGUAUUCUGUUUGUCCUGUACCUGGGACCAGACUCCCUGCAUAUUUCAUUAAACCUAACAACUGAGUGAAGAAAAGGACUCUGUGCAUUUUCUUGAAUUUACUUACUCACCAUCUUUUUUUUUUAAGUUACAUCAAUAUGUAACUUGAAAUCUCCAACUUAAUUAAGGGUUAGUUUAAGUAGUUGAGAGCUCUCUGCAUAUCUACCACACGCUCAAACUUGCAAACAGUAUAAAAGUGUAUUGUUAAGGAGUGACGACGUCAUCACACAGGGUGACGCAGUUUAAAGGUGGAGAGACCAACACAAAGGGGCAUCACAGUCAGUGCAAACUUGUCCAAUGUAAUUAUGGUCCGCUUCACUAACUCUCCUCCCCACCGCUACCUGAUCCUCCCUCCUUCUCCUCCUCUCUGCACCUCCUGGCUUCUCCCUGCACCUCCCCACCCAUCCCUGCCUCUCCUGUCUGUCCCCUGCAGGGUGUGCUCUGAGAAGCACAGGGAGAAGUCUCGUGAAGCUGCCCGGAGUCAGGGAGAGAAGGAGAGCGAGGUCUUCACACAGCUGGCCCUGCAGCUCCCCCUACCCCUUGGCGCUGCCCAGCAGCUGGACAAGGCGUCCAUCGUGAGGCUGACCCUGAGCAACCUGUGCCUCCGAGAACUGCUGCAUACAGCAGAGGCAGGCUGCGGUGAAGUGGACAAUGAGGUGGAGAGGACUGCACCUGUGGAGACGUCGAUCGAGGGAUUCCUGCUGCUGCUGUCCCAGGACGGGGUCAUCAUUUACACCUCAGAGGAAGUGACGAGACACACGAGCCUCAGCCAGGCAACAUCUACCAGUGUACUGCAGUCACCAGCCAGGUAACAUCUACCAGUGUACUGCAGUCACCAGCCAGUUUGUCAGGAUCCAGCCAAUCUGCAGGCUGUUAGUGUCGGUGUUCACCGGCAGAGGGCGACAAAGGAACCAAAAGAGCGCAAGGUGCUGUGGCAAUGGCAAAGACUGUGAGGGGGCGCUAAAGGAGCAUCCUCACAUGUUGUUCCUGUGUGGACCACACAGGGUGUGGUCUUUUUGGUACCAAGGGACAUACUACUUGGAAGACUUGCCUGUUCACCUGGAAAAGGAUUACAAACUACAUUUCCCGAUAGCCCUUGUGGAUUAUAAAGAAAGUGAACAAGUGACACUUACCUGGCGAGACUUUCUGUUCCGAGAGCAGAUUUACUGUUACCAGCAGCGACUGGAUGGAACUUGGACUGGUCUCUGUUUGCUAAAGCAAUACAUUUUUCCUUGCAACGAGGACAGCUCGUGCAAACAAUAGAGAGGGUUGAAGAAGUGAGAUUAGUGGGCAGGUUUUCUUUUGUUUUGUUUAUUUUCAAAAAUGUUCUGUUGAGUCUUUGAACUUUGUUUAAGGAAAUAAUAAAAACUGCCUUAAC